Megalops cyprinoides (Indo-Pacific tarpon) is the source of this 654-nucleotide messenger RNA. Its product is annotated as 60S ribosomal protein L18a-like. The record is from RefSeq and is a predicted model, not a curated record. Gene Ontology annotation, biological process: translation. Bases 66 to 596 code for a protein of 176 amino acids. Lineage: Eukaryota; Metazoa; Chordata; Actinopteri; Elopiformes; Megalopidae. Gene Ontology annotation, molecular function: structural constituent of ribosome. The transcript is spliced from 5 exons. Gene Ontology annotation, cellular component: cytosolic large ribosomal subunit; ribosome.
GGGUUACGUAGCGAGUCUCCGCCCAUGAACUUCCUCUUUCCCAGUGGCCGUCAGCGAGAGACACCAUGAAGGCGUCUGGAACACUUAGGGAGUACAAGGUGAUUGGGCGCCUGCUGCCCUCUCCCAAGAACCCCACCCCUCCUCUGUACCGCAUGAGGAUCUUCGCGCCCAACCAUGUGGUGGCCAAGUCCCGCUUCUGGUACUUCGUCUCCCAGCUGAGGAAGAUGAAGAAGGCCUCUGGAGAGAUCGUCUACUGCGGACUGGUGUAUGAUAAGUCUCCCCUGAAGGUGAAGAACUUUGGCAUCUGGCUGCGCUACGACUCCCGCAGUGGCACCCACAACAUGUACCGGGAGUACAGGGACCUGACCACCUCUGCUGCGGUCACUCAGUGCUACCGGGACAUGGGAGCCCGCCAUCGCGCCCGCGCCCACUCCAUCCAGAUCAUGAAGGUGCAGGAGAUCGCCGCCAACAAAUGCCGCAGACCCGCGAUCAAACAGUUCCACGACUCCAAGAUCAAGUUCCCCCUGCCCCACAGGGUGCUGCGCCGCCAACACAAGCCCCGUUUCACCACCAAGAGACCAAACACCUUCUUCUAAAGGAAGCCUCCUUAGUUUUCACAAUGCCCUUGCUAAUAAAGAUAAAGUAUUAAAUAAA